CCGGGCGCGCCAGCGUCAGGGUCUGGGGGGGCUCGUGGGCCCCGAGUGCGGCCUGGCCCUGCGGCGGCCGGGGCGGGGGCUGCGCGGGGCCGCGGGGCAAUCGUCCGUCUCGGGACGGGGGACGGCUUGUUGCCUCCUGACUCCUGCUGACUGACGCAGGAGAAAAGACGAGUUCCCACAGCCACGUAACCCGAGGAGAGGGACACACACCCAGACACGCGGGGACACAUGGAGGGACGCCAGACAUCUGGAAGACACACGCAAACACCCGGGGAAAGAGAGAUCCGCAAACACCUGGGGCGCACACGGACUCAAGCGCCGGGGGAGAGCGACACAUAAUGAUGCUGCUUGAGCUGAACAAUUAAGGGUUCUAAAGUCAAAAUCGUGAGAUUAAUAAUGGCAGGAAAAUCUUCACUUUUUAAAGUAAUUCUCCUUGGAGAUGGUGGAGUUGGGAAGAGCUCUCUAAUGAACAGAUAUGUGACCAAUAAGUUUGAUACCCAGCUCUUCCAUACAAUAGGUGUGGAAUUUUUAAAUAAAGAUUUGGAGGUGGAUGGACAUUUUGUUACCAUGCAGAUUUGGGACACGGCCGGUCAAGAGCGAUUCAGAAGCCUGAGGACGCCAUUUUACAGAGGUUCUGACUGUUGCCUGCUCACUUUUAGUGUCGAUGAUUCUCAGAGCUUCCAGAACUUGAGUAACUGGAAGAAAGAAUUCAUAUAUUACGCAGAUGUGAAAGAGCCUGAAAGUUUUCCUUUCGUGAUUUUGGGCAACAAGAUUGACAUAAGUGAACGUCAGGUGUCUACAGAAGAAGCCCAAGCCUGGUGCAGGGACAACGGCGACUAUCCUUACUUUGAAACAAGUGCAAAAGAUGCCACAAAUGUCGCAGCGGCCUUCGAGGAAGCAGUUCGAAGAGUGCUUGCUACUGAGGAUAGGUCAGAUCACCUGAUUCAGACAGACACGGUCAGUCUGCACCGAAAGCCCAAGCCUAGCUCAUCUUGCUGUUGAUCGUCAGAGAGGUUGCCUGUGCGAUCUAACCAACUUACACACAUUCACAGAAACAAAACACGGUGGAGAAGAGAAUUAGCAUUUGCAGCAAUGGACCAUCUACUCAUAAAAUUAAACUAACCAUAUUGCUGCUUUGUUAGUGGGUGGGAGAAGGGACACAUCCACUCAUGGAAGAAUCAAUUUACUCAGUAGUGGCACCUUACAUUUAUAAAUUGUAAUGGUUGUCUAAUAACAUUUAAUUUAAAUAUGUACGUUACAGAGCUAAUAAAUGAGAUGAUCAAUACUUUAAUUAUAAUUAAAACAAAACACUUGAAUAUUCUGGAAGUUAUUGUUUGUUUUUCCUGGGAAAAUGGAGAACUACUUUUUAUAUCUGUAUAUUUUUAUGUAAUUAGCAUUCAGUUCCUGGUUGAGGGGGAAAAAAAUUCCCUAAAGCAAUAAUGUUAAAUAAUAAAGAUUAAAACCUAA
Zalophus californianus (California sea lion) is the source of this 1467-nucleotide messenger RNA. It is a transcript of the gene RAB9A, whose product is annotated as RAB9A, member RAS oncogene family. The record is from RefSeq and is a predicted model, not a curated record. The coding region runs from base 397 to 1002 and encodes 201 amino acids. Gene Ontology annotation, cellular component: phagocytic vesicle; lysosome; late endosome. Gene Ontology annotation, molecular function: GTP binding; GTPase activity. The transcript has 3 exons. Gene Ontology annotation, biological process: retrograde transport, endosome to Golgi; Rab protein signal transduction. Lineage: Eukaryota; Metazoa; Chordata; Mammalia; Carnivora; Otariidae.